GUUUAUGUAUAUAUAUCCAUGAGGGUUGCGGUGUGAAGGUGCAAGUUUUUGGUAGCAUUUUUAUAAGCAAUGGAGAAACACCCAUCGCUGCAAGUCAUGCUUGGUAGAGAUGACAAUAUUGGGGAUAAAGCUGACAUGGUUGUUCAGGUCAAGGGCACUCUGGAUCAACUCUUGGAUUCCCCUGCCAUCCUCAACAUGGAAGCAGAGCAAAGCAGCGAACUUCUUUCCAUCUACAAAAUACCAUUCUUCAUGACACAAACUCAUCCCAAAGCUUACGAGCCGCGGGUGGUGUCAUUGGGCCCAUACAACCACGGGAAGCAACAUCUGUCACCCAUGGAGCUGGAGAAGCUAAAACUGUUCUACUCUUUUAAAACCCGAUGUCUGUUGGACGUUGAAUCCAUUGUGAAGGGUGUGUCCACCAUUUUGGAUGAGCUCAUGGAAUCAUACGAUAAGCUUGAGGAAGAAUGGACGGAAGACCCCGGCAAGUUCUUGCAGCUCAUGAUUGUGGAUGGGUGUUUCAUGCUGGGAUUCUUAAUCAACUGCCCCGACUCUCUAAUUAAUGUCAGUCCGGAUAUAAAACAGGACAUGCUGCUGCUUGAGAAUCAGCUACCCAUGCUGCUUCUUGAGAAGCUGUAUUCUAUAGCAGCCCGUAAUGUACAACUACCUCAGCAGGAUCUGCAAAAACUGGUUUCCAAUUGGUUGAACAUCCCCCGGAAUGAGGUAAUGAAAGACUGCUUGCACAUUUUGGAGAUGUAUAAGGAAUCGUUAUUGCAUCCUCCGAUUGACCGGACGGACUGGAGCGUGGAGCUUGACCAUUCAGAUCCGGAGAGUCAGGUGAUUCCGCCGGCAACGAAGCUUCGUGAAGCGGGGAUCAAAUUCAAGAGGAGCAAGACAGAUAGCCUUACGGACGUGUUUUUCGAUGCAAAAGGAGGCGUGUUGUGGCUGCCGCAGUUGAUGGUGGACGACGACACGGAAUCCACGUUGUUGAAUGUGAUGGCGUUCGAGAAACUCCACAUGAAGGCUGGACGCAGAGUGACGUCUUUCGUGAUCUUGAUGAGUAAUCUGAUAGACGAUGAGAGAGAUGUGGCGGUGCUGGCGGGCGAGAAGGUAUUGGCAAAUGCGGUUGGGAAUGAUAAAGAAGCGGCGGGUUUGUUCAAUCGGCUGGGGAGUGGGGCGGCUAUGGGCUUGGAUACCCACAUGGCUGGGGUGCACAAGAAGGUGAAUGAGCAUUGCAACCAGCCCUGGAAUGAACGCUGCGCAACUCUGAAACACGACUACUUUCAAAGCCCAUGGACUAUCAUCUCCUUAUGCGCUGCUAUUUUUGGUUUCAUCAUCCUGAUUCUCCAGGCCAUCUACCAGUUUCUUGAUUACUACCUCAAGCCCUGAUUCCUUUUGCUUCUCUUUUUUUUCUUUUCUUUUAAUAACAUUUGAGUGUACGGAUGUUGUGUGUUUUUUUUUCGUUUUUAAUUGUGGGAAUAUACACCUUUCGUGAAAAAAAGUCUGUUAUUUUAUGGAUAUGUGGAAUGCCUAUGUUACAUUACAUCA
Cucurbita pepo subsp. pepo (vegetable marrow) is the source of this 1545-nucleotide messenger RNA. Lineage: Eukaryota; Viridiplantae; Streptophyta; Magnoliopsida; Cucurbitales; Cucurbitaceae. The record is from RefSeq and is a predicted model, not a curated record.